AUGGGUUGUAUAAAAUCAAAGAAUUCUACAGAUCUGCCAGCGAAGACCUGGGAUCCAAAUCCUACAACGGAUCGCCACCCUGUCUACGUUAGAGACCCCACAUCCAUUAACUUUACCGUAAGUACAUAGCGCGUACAAAUAGUGAAGGAGAACUCGGGCACUUUUGAUUUCACUCAUUCGGAUUUUGCAAGAAUUUUCAUUUUUCGAGCAGUAGUUCAACGAGUCACUCUAGAAAUGGCUUCCCACUUAAAGCAAUAUUCUGUAUCUCUUGUUGUCACUGGUGUUAUUUACUUUUUCAUUGUUAUCAGCUGAGCUUGAUUUUAUAAAUCCAAAUUUACCAACAUGUAGUUCAAUAAAAUUUCCCAAAUGUGAAGCAAUAUUUUUUUCAGAGGAUUAUGUAAAACAGGGAUCCAACCACGUCUUUGGACUUCCUUAAUUCUUGAUUGAGUUCCUUAAUUCUCUGCUAGUAAUAAGCUUGCAAAGCAUUAUGGGAGCUGUAGUCGCAAUAUACAUUUAGGCUGUAGUUCAACCUUAUUGUUUUCGGUGGUAUUAUCUACAAAUCAUACUGUCUACAAUAGACGUUACGGAGUAUUAUAUAUAAAGUAUUAGAAGGAAUUAUGUGCUUAUAUGAAGUAGACGUAAAAUUUAUAGUUAUAUGGAGGGAGGGGUAUUUGGAGCUGUUGAUUAAGUUUUAGGGAGGGUGAUAUGGUGUAAAAGGAGGAAUUACAAGGAUUUAAAGAGACACUUCACUACCCAAAUACAAAAUAAAUAAAUAUUGAUGUUUAAUAGAUAUACCCCAAAUGAAAACUUGCAUGCAUUUAAUGAUGCAUUUUUUUUCAUUGGAGUUAUAUCUAAAAAUAGCGUGCAAAAGCUUCAGUUCUAUUGUCAACUGCCUUUGCAAACCCUCCCCUUCUAACCCCGCCCAGACGUUCUGUGGCUGCCCAAUCACAGACUUUCCAAUGUAGCUCAAUGAGAAAGGCAGGAGAUGUGGGCAAUUGCUGCCUCUUGACUUUAGCUCUAUGAGCUAACCAAAGCAGGAGGUAGGAGGACCGGUUGUCUGCUUGACAACCAGGGGGGUGUAACAAGGUUAAUUUAGAAAAGUGCCAAUUUCUAUUGAAAUCUGCACUUUUUGCAGAACGGGAAAAAAAAAGAGAACACACCCAUCACACAUAAAGAUUUUCAGCGAGCAGUGGUCUGAAGUAUCGAAUUUGCCUUGACAUUCAAAAAAUUGUCAGGAAUGUAAAGAUUUUAGAUUUAGGGACAAUAUAGUCAAAUGGAAAACAAAUUCUUUCACUUUGAAUUCAGUUUGAUUUCUUGACAAUUCUUACUUUAUUGAAUAACCUGGAUACAUGUCAUUGAGUCCACACAGUGAGAAUUUGCUAUCAUUCAUUACUUUUAUUUUAAUAGCUGACAUUUUUAGCCUAUCAUUCUGAGAGUUAGGUAUAAAUUGGGUUUAAAUUACAGAUGGUUACAUAUUUUACAAGUAAAAUAGUCUUUGCUAAAAUUAUUUUUCAGAAUAAACCAGAGAUUCCAACUUCGAACAUCAAUACAGGUAAUUGUAGAGAAAGCAAUUAUAUACUUUGUGUCUUUACCGUUUCUGUAUUGUGUCCAUCGGAAACCCCAGUACAUCCACAAAUCAGCCCCAGGAGUGUGUUUCGCAGUAUGUGACAUAUAGGGCUAGCACCCUGAAGAAUUGUUUUUAAUGAAAUCACGUGUAUAUUAUUCCUCUUUUCUGUUUUCAUAGAAGAAUUUACUACUUAUUAACUUUCAAUGUUCAGCGAUCAUAUGAUCGAAACAUUUUAGGAAUGUGUUCCUACCGCCCCCCUCUUCCCCUCCCAAUACACACAAACACAUUUUUUGCUGUAGUAUUUCCUUAAUCCUGGGCAGUAAAUCAGGUUCAGAAAGUCCCUUUUCUUAACUGCGGUCUAAGAAAUGGUUUCAUAUCACAUUUUACCUUUGAAAAACUUACGAGGAAUAGAAAUCUUAUUUAUUUCAUUAGCCAUAUACACAUCCUGAGCAUUCCUCAAUUCCUUUACUUUGUUAGCCUUAUACACAUCCUGAGCAUUCUUCAAUUCCUUUACUGCGUUAGCCUUAUACACAUCCUGAGCAUUCUUCAAUUCCUUUACUGUGUUAGCCUUAUACACAUCCUGAGCAUUCCUCAAUUCCUUUACUUUGUUAGCCUUAUACACAUCCUGAGCAUUCUUCAAUUCCUUUACUGUGUUAGCCUUAUACACAUCCUGAGCAUUCUUCAAUUCCUUUACUGUGUUAGCCUUAUACACAUCCCGAGCAUUCUUCAAUUCCUUUACUGUGUUAGCCUUAUACACAUUGCAGCAUUCUUCAAUUCCUUUACUGUUAGCCUUAUACACUUCCCGAGCAUUCUUCAAUUCCUUUACUGUGUUAGCCUUAUACACAUCCUGAGCAUUCUUCAAUUCCUUUACUGUGUUAGCCUUAUACACAUCCUGAGCAUUCUUCAAUUCCUUUACUGUGCUAGCCUUAUACACAUUGCAGUAUUCUUCAAUUCCUUUACUGUUAGCCUUAUACACUUCCCGAGCAUUCUUCAAUUCCUUUACUGUGUUAGCCUUAUACACAUCCUGAGCAUUCUUCAAUUCCUUUACUGUGUUAGCCUUAUACACAUCCUGAGCAUUCUUCAAUUCCUUUACUGCGUUAGCCUUAUACACAUCCCCAGGAUUCUUCAAUUCCUUUACUUUAUUAGCCUUAUACACAUCCCGAGCAUUCUUCAAUUCCUUUACUGUGCUAGCCGUAUACACAUUGCAGCAUUCUUCAAUUCCUUUACUGUGUUAGCCUUAUACACAUCCCGAGCAUUCUUCAAUUCCUUUACUGUGUUAGCCUUAUACACAUCCUGAGCAAUCAAUUCCUUUACUUUGUUAGCCUUAUACACAUCCUAAGCAUUCUUCAAUUCCUUUACUGUGUUAGCCUUAUACACAUCCCGAGCAUUCUUCAAUUCCUAUACUGUGUUAACCUUAUACACAUCCCCAGCAUUCUUCAAUUCCUUUGCUGUGUUAGCCUAAUACACAUCCUGAGCAUUCUUCAAUUCCUUUACUGUGUUAGCCUCAUACACAUCCCGAGCAUUAUUCAAUUCCUUUACUGUGUUAGCCUUAUACACAUCCCGAGCAUUAUUCAAUUCCUUUACUGUGUUAGCCUUAUACACAUCCCCAGGAUUCUUCAAUUCCUUUACUGUGUUAACCUUAUACACAUCCCCAGCAUUCUUCAAUUCCUUUGCUGUGUUAGCCUUAUACACAUCCCGGGCAUUCCAAUUCCUUUACUGUGUUAGCCUUAUACACAUCCUAAGCAUUCUUCAAUUCCUUUACUGUGUUAGCCUUAUACACAUCCUGAGCAUUCUUCAAUUCCUUUACUGUGUUAGCCUUAUACGCAUCCUGAGCAUUCUUCAAUUCCUUUACUGUGUUAGCCUUAUACGCAUCCUGAGCAUUCUUCAAUUCCUUUACUGUGUUAGCCUUAUACACAUCCUGAGCAUUCUUCAAUUCCUUUACUGUGUUAGCCUUAUACACAUCCUGAGCAUUCUUCAAUUCCUUUACUGCGUUAGCCUUAUACACAUCCCCAGGAUUCUUCAAUUCCUUUACUUUGUUAGCCUUAUACACAUCCCGAGCAUUCUUCAAUUCCUUUACUGUGCUAGCCGUAUACACAUUGCAGCAUUCUUCAAUUCCUUUACUGUGUUAGCCUUAUACACAUCCCGAGCAUUCUUCAAUUCCUUUACUGUGUUAGCCUUAUACACAUCCUGAGCAUUCAAUUCCUUUACUUUGUUAGCCUUAUACACAUCCUAAGCAUUCUUCAAUUCCUUUACUGUGUUAGCCUUAUACACAUCCCGAGCAUUCUUCAAUUCCUAUACUGUAACCUUAUACACAUCAGCAUUCUUCAAUUCCUUUGCUGUGGUAGCCUAAUACGCAUCCUGGGCUUUCGCUGUGGUAGCCUUACACAUCCGAGCCUAGCCUUAUACACAUCCUGAGCAUUCUUCAAUUCCUUUACUGUGUUAGCCUUAUACACAUCCUGAGCAUUCUUCAAUUCCUUUACUGUGUUAGCCUUAUACACAUCCCGAGCAUUCUUCAAUUCCUUUACUGUGUUAGCCUUAUACACAUCCGAGCAUUCUUCAAUUCCUUUACUGUGUUAGCCUUAUACACAUCCUGAGCAUUCUUCAAUUCCUGUUAGCCUUAUACACUUCGAGCAUUCUUCAAUUCCUUUACUGUGUUAGCCUUAUACACAUCCUGAGCAUUCUUCAAUUCCUUUACUGUGUUAGCCUUAUACACAUCCUGAGCAUUCUUCAAUUCCUUUACUGUGCUAGCCUUAUACACAUUGCAGUAUUCUUCAAUUCCUUUACUGUUAGCCUUAUACACUUCCCGAGCAUUCUUCAAUUCCUUUACUGUGUUAGCCUUAUACACAUCCUGAGCAUUCUUCAAUUCCUUUACUGUGUUAGCCUUAUACACAUCCUGAGCAUUCUUCAAUUCCUUUACUGCGUUAGCCUUAUACACAUCCCCAGGAUUCUUCAAUUCCUUUACUUUGUUAGCCUUAUACACAUCCCGAGCAUUCUUCAAUUCCUUUACUGUGCUAGCCGUAUACACAUUGCAGCAUUCUUCAAUUCCUUUACUGUGUUAGCCUUAUACACAUCCCGAGCAUUCUUCAAUUCCUUUACUGUGUUAGCCUUAUACACAUCCUGAGCAUUCAAUUCCUUUACUUUGUUAGCCUUAUACACAUCCUAAGCAUUCUUCAAUUCCUUUACUGUGUUAGCCUUAUACACAUCCCGAGCAUUCUUCAAUUCCUAUACUGUGUUAACCUUAUACACAUCCCCAGCAUUCUUCAAUUCCUUUGCUGUGUUAGCCUAAUACACAUCCUGAGCAUUCUUCAAUUCCUUUACUGUGUUAGCCUUAUACACAUCCCGAGCAUUAUUCAAUUCCUUUACUGUGUUAGCCUUAUACACAUCCCGAGCAUUAUUCAAUUCCUUUACUGUGUUAGCCUUAUACACAUCCCCAGGAUUCUUCAAUUCCUUUACUGUGUUAACCUUAUACACAUCCCCAGCAUUCUUCAAUUCCUUUGCUGUGUUAGCCUUAUACACAUCCCGAGCAUUCUUCAAUUCCUUUACUGUGUUACCUUAUACACAUCCCGAGCAUUAUUCAAUUCCUUUACUGUGUUAUCCUUAUACACAUCCGAAGCAUUCUUCAAUUCCUUUACUGUAUUAGCCUUAUACACAUCCUGAGCAUUAUUCAAUUCCUUUACUGUGUUAGCCUUAUACACAUCCCGAGCAUUCUUCAAUUAAUUUACUGUGUUAGCCUUAUACACAUCCUGAGCAUUCUUCAAUUCCUUUACUGUAUUAGCCUUUACUAUUCAUAGUUAAAACUUAUUCAUGUAUCUACUACAUUUCUUUAAAGCAUUUUUUCACUAUCUUCCAUCCCCCAACUCAUGCCCUGUUGUUUAUAGUACUUCCCGUAAAAAAAUGUUUUAAAUAUACUUCCUUAUUUAAAAAAGCAGAGAAUGCUAUGUAAUAUAUAUAGCUGCUAAAAGGAAGGAUACGGGUGACUUGAUAAACGGAGGGGAGAACGCGGAAAGAAUAGAAUAUCAUAAAUAGGGUUAUUUACAAAAGACAAUUUGACAUUUAAGGUUAAGGUUAAAAUAGCCAAACUAGAACAAUUCUCUAAGUCUGCUAUGCUUCCGGUCUGACUACUUUGGCCUUAAAUGUGCAAUUUAUAGGCAGAGAGGGGGCAGUAAUGAAUGAGAUGUGAAUGGCUGGGUUGAAUAAUCAGUGUCCGGAAAAUCUCACUGAAAAUACUUUAGAUAUUAUGGGAGACAAGGAAGUGUUUUAUUUUUUUAUUCUUCACUGAUUAUGGGAGUGUUAGCUAGUUCUGCUUUUUAUUAGGCCCAGUAUUGCCUUAAAGGAACCUUUUAGUGUUAGGAACACAUCUUUGGAUUCCUAACACUAAUGUGUACCUCUGCCCCUGCGUGCCCUUCUCAGUGUUGUAAAGGUGCUGGCGUCAUCCGACGGGGAGUCCUAAUGUGCAUUGGCUUGCAAGCACCAUGCGCGUAUUGGGCCUCACCCAUACUAAUGCAUUGCCUCAAUGCUUUGCUACAGUGUUUUCUCUGUUGCUGGACGUCCUCAUGAAGAGCGUGAGAACGUCCAGGGUUGUUUCACAGAGUCAAACUCUGUGAAUCUCCAGGAAUCGCCUCUACAGGCAGUCUUAGUACUGUAAUCAGUGUUUUAUAUUGCAGGACCAAAGGGGACAGGGACAGUGCACCCAGACCACUUCAAUGACAUGAAGUGGUCUGGGUACCUAUAGUGUCCCUUUAAUUUGUAAUUUAAAUAGGACUUUUAGAAAUAUAUACGUUAAAACAACAACAUUUUACAGGGGAUUUUAUUGUUAUGUUUACUAAUCCCCUGUAUUGAUCAUAUAUGUGUUUGUAAGGUGUGAAAAAUGUAAUUAAGUGUAGAACUCCACACCGAUUAAUUCUGUAACUGGGGCGCCACCAUCUUAGCUCGCCAUCUGUCGUUGUUAUACUCCAUGGGACGUAUUACAUUUCAUAAUGUCUGUAUUAUGCUCCAGGAUGUCCCAAUAGAAGACUUCAGGGUCCAGUAAAGGAGAGGAAAUUCUCUAGAAAGUCUGUAAUUAACGUUAAUGACAGUGUGGUAGAUUUGGUUUGAUUUAGAAGGGACUCUGUAUUUUCACAGGAGAAGAUGUUGUGGUGCUGGUGGCUUUGUACGAUUAUGAAGGUGUUCACCCGGGAGAUCUGUCUUUUAAAAAAGGAGAUGAAUUCCACCUAAUAGAGGAGUAAGUAACCCCUUUAUCCCCUUCAAAUUAUUUGCUAUAUGCUCACUAAAAAAAAACCAUCAUUUUGCUCUAUAGCUACAGAACGCAUUCUGCGUAUUCUGUAUCCUCUAGUUUUUGCAAUUAAAGGUAAGGAAGGGGAUAUAGACAGAAAAAAAUGGGAAACUAGGGGGUAAAAUGGUGGUAGAUUGCAAAAUAAAUCAUCAGCGGUUUUAUACAAGAGGCUGUAAACAUGUCCAUAGAACACACUUAGAACAGCAUCGUGUAUCAGGGGAAAAAAGUGUAAAAAAUAUAUAAAACAAAGGAAAAUAGUCAUGCAGACAGAGAAUUAAGCAAUGUGCAGGCAUGGGAGGUAAAAAAAUAAUAAUUCACAUUUAGAGAGGUCUUUUGUAAGAGAGGCAGCAGAGAACAAACAUUCAAAUAUGAGAGAGAAAAAAAUCCCCAAAUUAGCACACACUUCAUGUUCAAUGAUCCCUUUUUAAAAAUUCUCCUUUUAUGGAAUUCCCCUCAUUCUUAAGCAUUUUUGUUAUUUUUCUUAUUGUUUUUCUUGUUUUUUAUUUUUUUUUAAACAAAAUGUAAUUUUUUUUAUUUUUUUUUAUCUUUUCCUUUUUGUUUGGUUCGGUAUGCACCUGCCUAGCCUAUGGCAGAAUUAAAAAAAAAAAAAAAAACAAUAAAAUAAAAUAAUAAUAAAAAAAUAGUAAUAAAAAUAUUAAAUAAAAGAAUAAUAAAAACAAUAAUAAAAUUAUAGCAUAAUAAAAAAACUAAAUACAAAUAACAUGGAAUAGAUAUUUUAAUGCACAUAAAUAAUUGUUGAAAAAAAUGCAUUUACUAGAUUUUGCAUUUGCACAUUAAUCAUCACAGCCACAGCUCAUGGUCUGGGUUUUGGCCUUGAGGCGCAGGGAUCCUGAUGAAGAUGCUGGUUCAUUUUAAGGGAAAUCUUCAGAUAUCCCUCACAAUUAAAACUCAAUUCAAUCAUCUUCUUUGGCACAUAUUUUACCCCCAAAGUAUCUCAACAGGAGUGAUGAUGAUCCAGGGUGUAAGCAAGAUUAACACACUGUGCUUGCAGGUCCACCAUGGUAACUGUCACAUUCUUGUGGACUAUCUCUCUCUUGUUAUGGGUCCAGUUAAUUUGGAUUUCAGUAGUCUGCCUUCAACCUAUAGGAUGUUGUUUUAAAUGUAUAAAAACAUAUUUAUCACUUUUCUUUCGCUGAUAUUUUAGAUUCUUGGUUUUUCUUCUUCUAGGUCCGGAGAGUGGUGGAAAGCACGCUUGACGAGCACUGGAGAAGAAGGUUUUAUCCCGAGUAAUUAUGUUGGACGAGUGGAUUCUCUUGAGUCUGAAGAGUAAGUGUCACUUCACAUCAUCUGUCCAGCUUUGCCUCUGUUUCUGGUCAUCCUCAUUUUGUCAGGAAGAAGGAUGUCAUGGACCUCCGAACAAUGUAUGUUAGCUGUAAGACAGAAUGUUGCAAAAUCCUACGGAAGAUGUCUGUCUUGAUAUCUAGUCUUUAUUUUUUUGGUGAUACGUCCCAAAGGUUCCAGCCACUUCUCUUUCAAUCACAAAAUGUAAUGUGCCGAUCCUUAUUAGAUAAAUAAUGUCAAAUCUAAUUUUUUAUUCUUUCUCCUACAGUUGGUACUUUAAAGGUGUGGGUCGGAAAGAAGCAGAGAGACAGCUACUGUCUCCUGAAAAUAGAAGUGGAGCCUUCAUGAUCCGAGACAGUGAAACGAUGAAAGGUAAAUCCUGCCUCUGUGCAAAGCAUGAAAUCCAGGGAUUCACCAGGGUUCGAGGUUCACAUCUCGAAAAUAAUGGAAAUUAGGAUUUUGAGCAAUUCAUGACUCUUGAGUGAAUCCUGGAUAACAACACUCAAGAGCUCAGUUUCACCUCUGGAAAGUCCUUUCUAUCAAAACUGAUCCAUCAUAGUCAAAGCCCUAAAUACUUUGUACUUUGUUAGUCUCAGUUCUUUAAACCACAAAUAUGAAAAGAAGAACUCGCUAUAUAACAUGAAACACACAACAGCAUAAAAAAAAUCCCAUGUUGAAUAUUACUGGCUAAAGAACAUGUUGAAGGGUUAUUCAGUGAUCUGAAGUGAUUAUGGUGCCUGCAGUCUGUAUGUAUGGAUAUCUUGUAUAGACAAACGCUCUUGCCCAUGUUAAUCUAGAAAGGAAUUGUUUUCCGUUUAUGUUAAUCUGGGGAGUUAGUUACUUGUAGAGUUUAUUUGAUAAAAUGUAAAUUGUUGCUAAUGAAAAUCCAAAUUGCAAAAUUUAGACUAAAACAGCUGAUUUAGAAACAUUAUCCUACUCAGCUACAGGGUGGAUUAAAACAGAGUAGGGUUUGAGGAGUCAGUGACUUUUUUUAUUAAUGAAUUAAUUUCAAGAAUAUUGCAUACAAUGAAUGCUUAAAGGGAUUCCCACAAACCGUUUUCCUGGCACUGCAGGUCCCCUCUCCCUCCCACCCCCAUCCCAAGUUGCUGAAGGGGUUAAAACCCCUUCAGUGACUUACCUGUAUCCAGCGCCGAUGUCCUCUGGCGGUGGGUCAGGCUCCGCCUACACUCCUCCCCUGCCGACGUCAGGCGGCGGGGGAGACCUAUUGCGCAUGCACGGCGGGGGAGACCUAACGCGCAUGCGCAUUAGACCUCCCCUUAGGAAAGCAUUGAAUAAUGCCUUCAAUGCUUUCCUAUGGGGAUUUCCGUGAUGCUGGAGGUCCUCACAUAGCGUGAGGACGUCCAGUAUCGUAUAACACACUUUUCGUGUUCUAUGAACACGGAAGUGUCCUCUAGUGGCUGUCUAGUAGACAGCCACUAGAGGAGGAGUUAACCCUGCAAGGUAAAUAUUGCAGUUUAUGAAAACUGCAAUAAUUACACUUGCAGGGUUAAGGGUAGUGGGAGUUGGCACCCAGACCACUCCAAUGGGCAGAAGUGGUCUGGGUGCCUGGAGUGUCCCUUUAACGUAUGGAGAUUUGUUUGACAAGAUAUGGAAGAUUACAUCUUUUAAAUGAGCAGCAUUUGCCGCCUCGCAAAUUCAGGCUCUUUCGAUUGCAUUGUUCAUAACAUUAGCUAAUCUUUGAGGCUUUAGUGCUCAAAAGGCGGUGCAUUUGGUAGGGUGCAAUUGGCACUGAUUCAUUUUUCUGUGGAUUUUCUGUACCCCAGAAACGUCAGUUUUGCUUGUUGACGAAUCUAAUAACAUAAAAAUGAGCUUUAUCAGACAUCAUGAGUUGAGGAAUAAAUUCAUUGUUUUCUAUGGCUCAUUCCUUGUGAAAUUACUUAUGAUAAAUCUCCCAGGACUCAGUUAUAAUAUGUACCUGCAACAAAACCAUUGAACUACUAACAAAUAAGUUACUUGUCAAAUCCCAUCUGAAUUUUGACCCACCCUGUAUAAUCAUGGCCUCCGUUUUGCAAUUCUUCUUUUUUUUUUUUUUUUAAUUCACUUUUUUUAUUGAACUAAUUUAACUAAAUGACAAUAUUGAAGGAAGAAUAUAUAAAGAGAUGAAAGCAGGCAUAAUACAUUUCACAGCAUCAUAUAAAACCGCUUACGUUGUGUUGUUUCUGCUGAAAAUUCUGAAAUAUAACAAUACCUAUAACAAUAAUGAGCUACAACGCUACACUAGUCGAUUUUGCAAUUCUGAUUUUAAUUCAACACAGUUUGGAGUUUAGUGAACAUGUGUUUUUUUUUUUUUUUGUCUUCUCCUCAACUUUUUCGUUUCCUUCCAGGAUGCUAUUCCCUCUCUGUUAGGGAAAGUAAUGUAGUGAAACAUUAUAAGAUUCGAACUUUGGAUGACGGUGGGUUCUACAUCACCACUCGCAUCACGUUUCGCUCCCUUCAAGAGCUGGUCAACCACUAUAAGAGUAAGCUCCUUUGGGACCAUGUGGAUGUCUGCAAAUUAAAUGAAUAUGGGGCAGUACAUAUCUUUAAACUCAAUUGUCUCAUUUCUAAAUCAAGGGCAGAUGGACGGACUGUGCCACUGUCUCACAGUGCCUUGUCAGACCGCGAGGCCCGAGAAACCGUGGCAAAAAGAUGCUUGGGAGAUCCCACGUGAGUCGCUAUCCUUGGAAAAGAAGCUCGGAGCCGGGCAGUUUGGAGAUGUUUGGCUGGGUAAUUAAACUCACCCUCUAUUCAAUUCCUAUUUGCUGCCCUCUUCUUUUACCUAAUUGUCUCAGCCAUAGCAAACUCAAGGCAUUGUCCCUCUCCUGUCCAUUGUUGGUCAUUACCUCUCCUACUGCUGAUUCUGUAAUGACCUUAUUUUUUUUUUAACGGAGGAUUAAGAAACCGUGUAAAAAAAACAAUUGGAAUUACCUACAAACAUUAAAAAAAUGAACAAAAUGUGUUAGCUCCUGGGCUUAGCCACCUGCAUUCCAGGUUCUGUUGGUGGAACAGGUGAUAGAUGGCCCAAUUCAUAAUUAAACUCUUGUCUGGCUCGCCAAUAUAUGGUCAGUUUUGGUCCUUGAAGGAAAUGUAGAGUUAAAAGCUAAGAAUCACACAACAAGGUCACACGGAAUACAGGGAUUAGAUCAAAGGAUCAAAUAAGGACAUACGAUCAGGCCGUAGACAGUUGGCAAGGAUAGGAGGCUGGGACUCCUUUAUCAGACUGUAACGUGAUCAAGGAGAAAACAGGACUGAAUAACAUGAUUAGGCAAGACAUAAGUGUUGACACAGCAGGACGCAAAAUGACUAAGACAAAGCAGGACACAAUGACAAAGCCCUGUGUGCAAGGAGGGGCUGGGUAAUGUAAUUACUGCGUAGGGUGCAGUUGUUGACAAUACCCAUUAGUCUGGCUGAAAAGACUGUCAACACCUGCACCCUCUAGUGGUUUCCAUGCAGAGUACACCCAAAAAGAGAAAAAACAGAGGAGGAAUAUACUGUAAAUAUGUAAAAAUUUAGGCAAAAGGGGAAGUAAAUAGACCAGACGUGUUAGGCACAUUAGUUCAAUCAGCAUAUUAUGCACAUUAAACUUCCCGUUAUAGUGAUGCUAUCAGUUCCUUUUCUGUGUAAUACACUGUGCAGACUGUCUCAGUAUCUUUUUUUUUUUUUUUUCACAACCAGUUUUAUUCUCAUUAUCCUUCCAAAUAUUUCCCCCAGCCACAUAUGACGGGCACACUCAGGUUGCCGUGAAGACCAUGAAGCCUGGCACUAUGUCUGCUGGGGCUUUUCUCGAGGAGGCCAACCUGAUGAAGACAUUGCUGCAUGAUCGCCUGGUUCGCCUGCAUGCGGUGGUAACCCACGGAGAGCCAAUAUAUAUCAUUACUGAGUACAUGCAGAAAGGCAGCCUGUUGGAUUUCCUAAAGAGCGAUGAAGGAAACCAACAGCCCCUGCACCAGCUCAUCGAUUUCUCUGCUCAGGUGAGAUCCAGCAUUAAGCCAUGAGAAUUGCUUAUGUUCUAAUUUUUGCUUCCUCCUGAUCACAAAUCCAAUAUAAUCCCUGAAUGUCAGGACCGCACAUGAAGGGGUCCAUCGGGUGACCCAUGCUGUUAGGGCCAACCAAUGGAUAUGGAUUUUCAGGGGGCCUGGUCAGCGCUGGGCGCUUUAACAGUGCGACCGUGUCCCCUGUGAUGAUGUCAGACAGAGUUGGGAGGAAGUGACUGCCCUGGUCACUCCUCCCAGCUAUCAGAGAGCCACGCGGGAGGAAGGAGGAGGGUGUCAGAGUGAGAACUCUGAAUCCCAUAAGACUGAGCCCCCUCUGGACCCCAGGGAAAGUCACCCUCCUGCAAAAGGUAGGAAACAGGAGGGUGACAAACAUUUUGUGUCUGUGUGUGUUUCUGUAUGUAUGUGUGUGUUUCUGUAUGUAUGCGUCUGUAUCUUACAGACAUAUACAUACAGAGACACACACACAUACAUACACACACACAGACAGAGACGCACACAUACAUGCAGACUGUAUGUGUGUGUGUGUAUGUCUCUGUAUGUAUGUGUCUGUAUGGACCAGUUUUGCACUGGGGUCCCAUGGAUUGUGUGUACGCCCCUGGUCAAUUCUAUACAUAUUUUACAUCUGUUGUCAGUGUGCACAGCAUGCUGGCAACAGACAUAAUAAACUUCUCCCUUGCAGGCAGAGCGCCUGCGAGGGGAAGCUCACUCUCACCUCCAUACCUCCCACCCUCCAUUGAGAAAAAAUUAAAAUCUUUGUCAUCCCACUCCCUCCUCGCCUCACGUACACACGGCUCUGAGCCUGUGACAUGGUCCAGUCACAGAAUGCUCUAUUCAUCUAUUCAUAAUGUGGUUGCUGGAGGGGGGAGCGCGAUCUGGCGCUGGAUAGGAGACUGAACGGUUUACCCCCUAAAGGUAAGCUAGUCCCAGGGACCUCCUGGCACCAUAACAAUUUCAUUUCAGUUAAAUUGUUAUGUUGUAUGGAGUGUUCCUUUAAUUGCUGUCUGUAGAAUACUCAGGGAACACAGUCGUUCACACUGCGGGGAGGACAACUGACCAAAAUUAAUGUUGCACCAUAUUAAAAGAUCAUUAUUUAUGAAUUUUUAUGCAGCUUAACUAAUUUUCCCAUGAUCCUCAUAUGCAAUAAAAUUAUGCCACAUUGAAUCCUCAAAGCUGGAUGACAGAUUGCCCCCUAAGUGGCAUCUCUGUGUGACCACUGCUGUUGUUGGUUAGGCUGGACCCACACUUUGCUUUCGUUGUUUAGGGUGCACUUAACGUUACAUUCUAAUUGGCUUUUUUUCUGUAUUCAACAGAUUGCUGAAGGAAUGUGGUACCUUGAGAAAAAAAACUAUAUUCAUCGUGACUUACGAGCUGCAAAUUGUCUUGUGUCUGAGUCCUUGGCAUGCAAGAUUGCAGAUUUUGGAUUAGCAAGAGUAAUCGAGGACAGCGAGUAUACUGCCAGGGAGGGUGAGUAUAAGGUUUGGUUGGGGUACCAGCAUGGCUGCAGCUACUCUUCCAGCUAGUCAUAUCAAUGUUCACAAUUCUAGAGCGUUCACUGUGUGACCAAGCAUUAUUCUACAUUAUUCUAAAAUGGGAUGAUGAGAAUUGUAGUGCAGCAGAAGCAGUAGCCCCACAUCUGCUAUAAAUUGGCAGUUGUCUGGAAUUCAAAGUAAAUUUACAUUUUAUGCCAAAAUAGCCACGGUGAAAAAUUCUCCAAGUCAGUUAUGUUGGGCUAUUUUGGACUGAAAUUUUAAAGUGGCUUUUAAGUUCUGACAAUUCACAUUUUAGUGAAUUUCCCUGUACAAAAUGUUUUAUUUUUAAACUUUUUUUACCCGUGAUGCCCGACCAGUUUUUAAGAGACUAAAGUGGGCCAUAUGUUUAACAAACAUCAAUUUUGCAAGGUCAGCCCGCACAGGCAUCAACAAUGAGAAAUGUGGUACAUGCGCACAACACCGAGCCAGUAACACAAAGCCAGGAGGUAUCAUACAUCUCUGUUUAUUAGGUGCCAAGUUCCCGAUUAAAUGGACAUCUCCAGAAGCUGCCAAUUAUGGCUCGUUUACCAUAAAGUCAGACGUUUGGUCAUUUGGGAUCCUUAUGAUGGAAAUCAUCACUUACGGGCGGACUCCUUAUCCAGGUGAGACACAACAAUGACGGACACAGGUUCAAGACAUAUUCAAAUUCUAAAGAAAUGGCAGACGUUGCAUUCUAAACCAAGAAUUAAGUUAUAUAACUAAUGAAUGUUCCACACUGUAAAUUGCUUAUUUUUUUCCUUAUCCUCAUCAAAUAAAUGUUUGUGGAGUUUAUUUUUAAGUUUAUAUUUUUGCUAAACUUUUUUGGGUUAAAUGUAAUACUGUUUCCAGAAGCAGGAAGUAAAUUUAUCACAUUUAGUGCAUGUGGCAAUUUGCGUUACUGGAAGCCACUGUAGUUUGCUCUGGUAAGACGAACCACUUCCUCAUGCUUCUGAAACUGGUAGCACACAUCAAUUUCCCAUAACGCGGAGUAAUAACGAAUACAAGCUAGCUAAAGACACUCGUAAUACUAAGAUUACAUAAAAAGACCAUUCUUAACAAUAUGAGAGUAACAUUUUAGAAGAUGACUAUAUUUCAAUGUUUCUGCAGGGAGUCUUUUUGGACAGGUCUUCUUGGAUUGGGGCAAUUGUGGACAUCCUCCACCAAACAAUAUAUUUUCGUAGAGUACUAAUGUUUUUAAUCAAUCAUUUCUCUACUUAUUCAGGUAUGUCCAAUCUGGAGGUAAUCACAGCUCUGGAGCGUGGAUAUCGGAUGCCGUGUCCUCAGAAUUGCCCAAAGGAAUUCUACAAUGUAAUGUUGCAGUGUUGGCAGCAAAUCCCAGAGCAAAGACCAACAUUUGAAUAUUUGCAGAGCAUCCUUGAAGAUUUCUUCACAGCCACUGAGAGCCAGUACCAACCCCAACCCUGA
Messenger RNA from Pelobates cultripes (western spadefoot toad), 15069 nucleotides. Lineage: Eukaryota; Metazoa; Chordata; Amphibia; Anura; Pelobatidae. The record is from the annotation of a GenBank genome assembly.